CCUUAUUUCACUUGUAUUUCAAUUCACUCCUUGUAGCCCUCCUAUCUGGGCUGCCUCACUGGGCGCGGCCUCGUGUACGAUAAUACAUAGUAUUGGGACAGACUCACCGGUUUCCUGUGCAACGCCGCAUCUGGAUUAGACCAAUAUUACAUUUCCUCUGAUAUACCAAAACGCACUACGAUAGGAAUCUCGACGUUUCUACGGGACUGCACUUAUCUGGAGGAGCAUCAACUCCAAACAUUUGGACUUUGCCAUCUGGACCGCUUCUCUAACUGGACUACUCCAAACACUCCAAACACCAUCCAACACCCAGAUAAUCCCCAAAACCCACUAUGUCAUCCCUCCUCCGCCUCUCAACCGCCCUCCGCGCUCUCCGCACCUCCCACCCCACCACCAAACCCCCCGCCUUCUUCUCCCCAUCCCGACCGCCACCCCACUCCCUCAACCUCCCCCGUUUCCGGCACUACUCCUACCGCAACCCCCGCCCCUCCUAUGAAUCCCGAGUAAGCGCCAACACCAAAGUCCUCUACACCCUCAUGGGCACCAACAUCGCCGUCUUCAGCUAUGCCAUGUACCUCCAGCAGCAAGCCGCCCAAGGCUUCCCCGGACCCUGGCACCGCUUCCUCAGGACCUGGACCCUAAAUUUCUCAGAAUUCAAAACCGGAAGUUACCUACCCGUUCUCCUGGCGAAUUUUACGCAUGUGAAUGCAUUCCAUCUCUUCUCCAAUAUGUUUACGUUUUAUUUCCUCGGUCAGUUCCUGGCAUCUGCUGCGCCGCUCAUUACGCCAGCGAGGUUUUUGACGGUGGCAUUGGGAUCGGGCUUGUCUGGGGGGCUGGGGUACUUGAUUUCGAGGUAUUAUAAGAUGAGGGACCAGGGCCCCCGCGCUCGCGAUACCGUGAGGGGAAUGGGGUUUUCAGGCGUCGUCAUGGGAGUUAGUAGUGUGGCGGCUUGUUUGGCGCCGCAUGCCAAAGUGCUGAUUUAUGGGAUUGUGCCUGUGCCGCUUUGGGGACUGGUUGCAGGUUACGCAGUGUAUGAUGGGUAUUUCGUUAAUAGUGCGAAUACGACGAUUGCGCAUGGGGGACAUUUGGGGGGUUUGGCUUUUGGGCUUUUGUAUUAUUUUGCGAAGUUGAGGGGGGUGAGGUUUUGAAGGUGAGAUAAAAGUAUCAGCCAUGCAAAAUCUCUUGUAUUUUCCCUUUCACACAUUGUCACUUUACAAGGCAGCAAGCAUCACACCUGUGUCCAUGAACAAAAAAAACUGCAAACAACAUAAAUCUAUUACCAGC
Molecule: messenger RNA, 1284 nt
Organism: Bipolaris sorokiniana ND90Pr
Lineage: Eukaryota; Fungi; Ascomycota; Dothideomycetes; Pleosporales; Pleosporaceae
Exons: 2
Coding region: 333-1148 (271 amino acids)
Cellular component (GO): membrane
Molecular function (GO): serine-type endopeptidase activity
Source: RefSeq, a predicted model, not a curated record